Molecule: messenger RNA, 1272 nt
Organism: Caenorhabditis remanei
Lineage: Eukaryota; Metazoa; Nematoda; Chromadorea; Rhabditida; Rhabditidae
Exons: 10
Coding region: 1-1272 (423 amino acids)
Biological process (GO): nervous system process; chemical synaptic transmission; monoatomic ion transmembrane transport
Cellular component (GO): neuron projection; synapse; membrane
Molecular function (GO): transmembrane signaling receptor activity; neurotransmitter receptor activity; extracellular ligand-gated monoatomic ion channel activity
Source: RefSeq, a predicted model, not a curated record
AUGUCGAGGUUUAACCUUUUUGUUUUGAUAUGCACAUUGAUGAGUGGAUUCGUGAUGUCACAAGAAAUGACAAAGGAUGAGAUGGCCACCUACAAUAAGUUUCUUGCUGAUCAGAAACGAUUAUGGAAGGAUUUAUUCACAGAUUACGAUUCAACCCUCAGUGCGAUCUACACGUUACACAAGUCCCAAUGGAUCGAUCAAAACACGACAACUCAUCCUCCAAUCACACAACUCACUCUGAUAAUGGCUAUGCUGAAAUUGGUUGAUGUGACUGAAGUUGAAGAAAAAGUCACAUUUAUCUUUGACUAUUCCGCCGAGUGGACUGAUCACAGACUCAAAUGGAAUCCAUUGGAAUAUGGGGGCAUUAGCCAUAUUUAUGUGCCACAGAAGCAGAUAUGGCUGCCGGAAAUUACAAUUGCGGAUGCACAUGAAGUGAAAUUCUUCGAGUCAGAUGAUGCGCCAAGGACCGCAUGGAUAAAUUUCAACGGAACAGUCGGCUUUUACACAUCUACCGUAGUAUCUGUGAUUUGUCAACUUGAUGUCUUCAAAUUUCCGAUGGACGAGCAUGAAUGUGGAGUCAGUGUGCUAUUUCACACCUAUUUUGCAGAUGAGUAUGGUAUUAAAGGAGAGAUGGAAAAGAUUGAAAAACCACUUUCUCAACUGGGAAACGGUGAAUGGAAAGUGUCUCACAUCGGCGUGGCAGUGCAACCAGCUGGAAAUGCGGACUAUGCUGCAACUCAAAGAUUUAUCGCAAGAUUCCAAAGAAACCCCGGAUUUUAUGUUGCUCUGGUCAUGGUUCCUGCGUUUUUUAUCAACUUUCUCUCGAUCAUCGCCUUGUUCCUCAAUAUAGAAAACGUUGGGGAAAAGGUGAGAAAAGAUAGAUGCCGUGGAGUGUUUGUCCGAAGUGAUCGUGGUAGAGGAACCUCUCUCAAACAGUAUUUUAUUGAACAAAUUACUGUGGGGCUCACAAAUAUUAUGGGAAUGACUUUUAUUCUGGUGAUUUUGGCAGAGGAUCUUCCGAAGACUGCGAGGAUCCCUUUGCUAGCGAUAUACGUCAUCGUCGGCUUAGUCAUUGUCAUGUCCUCGAUUGUAGUCGUUCUGAUUAUUCCUGUUGUUCGGAAGUAUCAGAAGAAGAAGAAGAACAAUUCAAAACAGAAAUUCGGAGAAUCUUCCAAGUUCGAAAGACUCUGCAACUGGAUAAGAAUAGAGUUUGUUCUGAUGUUUAUCUUCCAAGCCGCUAAUUUCAUCAAUUUUAUAAUUCUCUUCUUAUGA